This is a messenger RNA of Phlebotomus papatasi, 5334 nucleotides long. RefSeq names its product protein wings apart-like (gene wapl). Lineage: Eukaryota; Metazoa; Arthropoda; Insecta; Diptera; Psychodidae. Bases 583 to 4698 code for a protein of 1371 amino acids. The transcript is spliced from 7 exons. Gene Ontology annotation, biological process: regulation of chromosome condensation. The record is from RefSeq and is a predicted model, not a curated record.
CGCUGCCGUCGCUUCGCCAGCGCCCGUGGCAACAGAGCCGCAAACCCUCUACUUGCAAUUUAUUCAGCCAAUUUUAUUGAUAUUUCCGCGAAUAUUCCCCCAAAAAUCGUGAUUAAAAGUGCAUAUACAUCAAUUACAGUGCUCAUUGGACCCGGUUGUUGUGGCAUUUGGGGGCGGCGAUGGGAGAAAAUAGUGCUGGAAGCUCCACGAAGCAUCUGCAAAAACUGUCAAAGUGCGUCUCUCAGCUAAUUUUUCGAUAAAUAAUCAAUUACUUUUUAGCAAUUGCGCCCCAAUUGCCUGUGAUUUGCAUCCCUGCGGUGUUAUUAAUUAAUUUCCGUGGACUUCCGGGUGUGCCUGAGGCGGGGGAGAGACAAAAAUUGGUGGAUUUUGUGUGGGAGAGUGAGUGAGGAGGGAAGUUUUUUUUUCUACCUUGUUUGCUGGAAAAUUUCCCAAAAUAUUUUUAUUUCUUUUUGAGUGAGGAGUUUUUGUGGGGAUUUGUGGCUUUCCGGUUGGGGAGUGGAAAGUGGACAGUGGGACCGUGGAUAGAGGGUUGAGUGGGGUGUUUAAGGAAGGUGGAAGAUCAUGUCUCGAUGGAAUAAAAAUCGCAAUCAGGCUUUUGCUGUUCCCAUUGAUUCCCUGAUCAAGGAGAAGGAGAACACAAAUCGUCCCACAGCUGCCCGUUCGGCUGGUACUGUGGGCAAAUGGGGCGUCACGAGUUUCACAUCCAUCCGGGGGGUGUCUAUUUAUGGUCGCAGUGGAUUCUCUCAGUUCAGUCCAAAGCAGGAACCUUCCCCGUCAGCUUACAUAUCGCCCACGCAGGAACCUCAGCUCAGUCAAAAUGCCCCAAAUAUUGAACCACCAAAGCCCAAGAAAUUCUUCAAGAGUCGCAAUGCCCCUCCAGAACCCUUCCUCAUCCAAUCCCCUCAGACUUCGCCAUCUGUCGAAGGUUCUCGGCCGGCAAAUUUCUACACAGCCGCCCCUGCAGGGACUUCCGGCGAGCCUCAGACGCCCAAGGGCCCUGGUAGGCCACGGAAACCGCGUCCCGAGAAGCCUGAGAAGAAGAAAUCUACAAAAAGUACAAAGAAAACAAAAGCAAUCGCCGAGGGGGAGGAAAAAGUGGCCAAAGUGACCAAGACCAAGGCCGAGGGAUACUCAAAAGCUGCCACAGCUGUCCCUAGCAAACGGUAUCUGGCCAGGAAUCGCAAAGUUGUCAACUACAGCGAAGACAACAGCCGAAGUCCAAGUCCAGAACGCAUUCAGUACGCCCCGCCGACUGAAGCUGCUCCAAGCCCGCCAAAAUCAGCUCCCCUGGAUCAUCCUCCAAUCGUCCUCCGGAUAUCCAAGGGAACAUCGAGGCUGGUGAGCACGGAUAGUGAUGAAGUGAACAAUUCACCAACUUAUACAGCACCAACACAGAGUCUUUUGCCACCAACUGCUCCGGUGGCAAGUGCAGCAGCACCAAUUGGGGAUCCUGUGGGCGCUUUGACGUCCACGGCGGAAUUAUUGGCAGUUCUGUCUGAACAGUCAAAUCCAGCUCCGGCUGUUCAGGUGCCAGAAAUAGUGACGCCCAAGAGGCCUGAGGAAGACAGUGGAGGAGGAGGAGGAGAGUGUUUGAAGAUUAAGAUACGCACGGAUGGGAUUAAGGGUUUCAUCAAUAGCACAAAUUUGCCAGCUGUGAAGGAGGGAAAGGCCGGAAGGGGAAGGAAGAAGGCCGUGAAGGUUGAUGAGAGACUGUCAGAGGCCAAAGUUGUUCCGGAAGUGAGAGUAACGAGAGCUUCAAGGAGAAAUCAGGAGUCAGUGACAGCAGAAAGUCCUCCUUCGGCUCCAAAAAUCACUCUUUUAUUGCCGCCGGCAAAGAAGCCUCCGGGAGCAUCUCCUCAGCCUGGAAGUGAGAAUUAUGAGCUGUACAGGACUCUAGCGUCACCGUCAGAACGGGAUUUUGACUCUCAGAGUUCUAUUUUGGGCAGUGUAUCAUCCAACAAUACGCCAACUCCUGUGGCCCUUGGAGGACUUCCAUUGGAGGAGACUUGUGUCAUUCGACGACGAGAAUCCAGUGACGGAACUAGUGAUAUUGAUACUUCUCAGCAUAGUUCACUAGUUGCACCUCCGUCGGACAUCAAUGUUCGCCUGAAUGCCAUUUCCGAGUCCUCAGAACAGGACGAAGCCGAAGUAGCUGUGAAGGUGAUUGAGGAGAAGAAGUCGCCGGCAAAAGCAACUCCGGCCCCAGUCACAAAUCGCCGAAUAACCCGACGGGGAGCAGCAAUGAAGUCGAUUCCGGAGGAAGUGAAGGAACCAACACCUCCGCCGGCUGUCAAGGAACCACCUCCGCCCGUGUCUGGUCGUGUGACCAGGAACAACAACAAUGGGAAUAUUCCAAAACCACCGCCAACGCGCAGCUACACCCGGAAACGCCGUGGAACAAAGAUUGAGGAGCAGCCAGAGACAAAAAUACCCGAAGAAGCUCCAGAGAUCUCUGCCAAUCCCAAUGACAGCUCCAAGGAUCAGACAGAACUCAACAAUGUCACAAAUUCCGCCUGCGAAGAUUCUAUUCCCGAAGGGAAACCCAGAGCCAAAUACCGACGUGGACGAUAUGGCCAGAAGGAGGUCAACAGCGAAGAGGUAUCUCAGGAAUCUCUGGAAGUCAGAGACAAGAACAGCGAAGUGGAUGACAGUGACAGGAAUAUGGAUGAAAAUAGUUCAGAGAAACCGAGUGUAAAGCUGCUGAUCUCAAAGAAGAAGGGAAGUAUCUUCAAAAGUCGAGCACUCGUCACAGAUGCCGACGCUGGCAAGAAGAGGCAUGUGUACAAGCACAAAUGGGACGAUGACAGUAAAGGCAACUCAUCCCUCUUGGGCAGUGAUGCCACAAAGACGCCCCUGGCGGAUGAGUUUAGCCUCCUCGAGGGCAGCAGCACGAGUCUGUCUCGUGUGCCCAAGCCAGAAGACAGUGCAACUGAUCGGGAGAGUGUGCUGAAUUUCUCGCGGGAGUGUCAGCAGGAGGUGCAACAGGAGAAGUACUAUACGCGUGUGCGGAAUGUGAAGAAGGCACAUCAGAUUCAGGAAAUUGGAGAAUUUCAGGAGAUGGAUGAUGAUGUUGAGUACAUUUUGGAUGCUCUGCAGCCUCACAAUCCCAUCAGCACGAGAUGCCUAUCGGCCAUUCAGUUGUCGUCCAAGUGCAUGACUCCAGGGUUUAGGAUGCAUGUCCGGGCCCAUGGGACAGUGGCAAAGUUCUUCAGGGCACUGAGAGAUGCGACAAAGGAUCAGAGUUUGGGACUGUGCACGGCAACGAUAAUGUUUGUUCUGUCGCAGGAUAAUUUGAAUAUGGAUCUGGACAGGGAUUCGCUGGAGUUGAUGCUGAGUCUGCUGGAGUCAGAUGUGAGUCAUGCUGAUGCCCUGGACGAUGCUGGACUGAGUUUGCAACAGUUGCAGCGGAAUAAGCAGAAGGUGAGGGAAUUGUGUGAAGAGGUGAAGAGUCAUGGGAAGGCACAACAUCUCAAUCUGGACAAUAUUACGGUGGGAACACUGGCUAUGGAAACCCUCCUGAGUCUGACGUCCAAACGAGCUGGAGAGUGGUUUAAGGAGGAAUUGAGGAAUUUGGGUGGAUUGGAGCACAUCAUCAAUACAAUCUGUGAAUGCUGUCGACAGAUUUCGGAUUAUGUUGUGGGCUGGACGGAUGCUCUGUUGGAUAAAUUGCGGAAAAUUGAACGGUGCCUGAGGGUGCUGGAGAAUGUGAUGGAGAUGAAUGAGCAGAAUCAGAGUUAUAUCCUUGGCUAUCGCAAUGGCCAUGCCAUUGAGACUCUGGUGAAAUUGUACAAACUCUGCGAUCGGGAGAUUGCUCUCUACCCGACAAAUGAUCAGACACCCAAAGAAAAUCCCGGAGUGGUUAUCCGGGAAGCCCUUGUGCCCACCCUCAAGGUUCUCAUUGCCCUAACGCAUCCCUUCAAUGAUCGGGCAGUUGGGGCAGUUUUUCUGGGCGAGAAAGAGGGAUUGUUCGACACGAGUCUCCAUCUGCUGCUGCAGGCACCGAAUUAUGUUCCGGAGAAGUGUAUCUUCGAAUUGAGCAUCUUGGUACUGCUGCUGCUCAUCAAUCUGACCAUGUACACAAAGGCCAACAGAUCCAUCAUCAUGGAGGCCAAUGCUCUGUCGGACUUUGGGAGUCAAUUUGCCAAAGUGCCAGCCAUCAAGGCUCUCGUGGAAUUCUUCUAUAAAUGUGAAGAAUUGGCCAGAAUGGCUGAGAGGAAUACCGAUGAUCUCUUGGAGUCAAAUCCCAAGAAGUACGAGAAGAAGCACAAGACUGCUCAAGAGGAAGUUGAGGAGACUGUGACAAAGUUGCUCCAGAAAGCUGGUCAUCAUAUGGAGCACACAAUGCUGGCCAGCUAUGUUUGCCUCCUGCUGGGCCAUUUGCUGAUGGACAAUGCGGAGAACGAGAAGAAGAUCCGACCAUACCUCAGGGACGCCACCUUCGAUGACAUGGUGAAAGUCCUCGAAAAGUACUACAAUUUCAUGAAUCUCACAGCCAGCUCUGAAGCAUCAGUUGUGGCUCAUAUAAAGUGGACAAAGGGGAUCAUUGACUACUUGACGAAAUGUGAUUCACAUUCCAGCAGCCACCAAGAAGCAGUUUCAUCAACAGCUCCAUCAGUUUCACGUGCUGGUGCUCCUGGAGGUUAUUCUUAUGGCACAUCUCAUUACAGUACAAGAUAGAGAGAGAGAGAGCGAGAGAGAAAUCGGUGAGUGCGUGAGAUUUAGACAAAUUUCUAAAUAGGAUCAAAAAGUAAUUUAGGACAAGUGAAAUGAAAUACAAAAAAAAAAUUAACUUGAAAUAACAAUUUUAGACACUAUUUACUUAUAGAUUAAUAGUAAUUGUAAAAAAAGAAAGAUUAAAAAAAAGAAAUUGUCAAAGUUGAGCAUAAACAUUUAAAGAAAAAAUAGUUAAGUCGUUGUAUGUUUUUAUUCCUUUAUGAUAAUGACUUCUAUCUCUUUCUUUUCUCUAAUUAUUAAAUUGUCUUUUUUCCUGGUAUAAUUCUCAAAUUAUAUAGGAUUUUGAUGUAGUUGAUGGUAGAAUAUUUAAAACAAAAAAAAAUAAAUAAACAACGCAAGAUUGUAUAAAUAGUUUAAAAAUCAAUUGUUUUUCUUCUCACAAUCUUUUAACAACCUCACAACCAAGCUAAGGAUUUUAUUACACUUCAAAGCGUGGAGAUACAAAGUGAAAAAAAAUUAUAUAUUCAAUGUUACCUGUAUAAAAAAAAAAGAAAGUAAGAAUUGAUAAAAUUGUGAAGAAUGCUAAAACAACAAAAUAGUAAAUAAAAUAUUUGGACCAACGUACCAAUAUCUAGCUCA